Carlito syrichta (Philippine tarsier) is the source of this 1392-nucleotide messenger RNA. It is a transcript of the gene GPRIN2, whose product is annotated as G protein regulated inducer of neurite outgrowth 2. The transcript has a single exon. Gene Ontology annotation, cellular component: plasma membrane. The record is from RefSeq and is a predicted model, not a curated record. NCBI's taxonomy places the organism in Eukaryota, Metazoa, Chordata, Mammalia, Primates, Tarsiidae. Bases 1 to 1392 code for a protein of 463 amino acids. Gene Ontology annotation, biological process: neuron projection development.
AUGAGCUCCAGUCGCCCUGAGCAGGGUGUCCGGGCACCCUUGAACCCCCACUUGCAGCCCCUGUCCCAGAGUUCUUCCAACCUGCUGGGUGAAGGCCGGGGACAGAGGCCAGAGCUUCGCAAGAGUGCCAGCAGCACUGUGUGGCAGGCCCAGCCAGGUGAGGCCAGCAGUGAUUCCCCAGCCCUGGAGGAAGAGAGGCAUCCAGCUGAGAGCGUGGAGCCAGCACGGGCCUCCAGUCCACAGCCACAGCCUAGUACCGGGGGCCACUGGCGGAGCAGCACCGUGGGCAAUGUGUCCACUAUGGGCAGUGGUGACCUGUGUCGCCUGCGGGCCCCUGGUGCCACUACUGUGCAGAGGAGCCACUCGGACCUGGCCCGUAGCACCCAGAUGCGGGGCCACAGCACUGCUCGGAAGGCUAGCCUCAGCUGCUCGGCUCUUGGCAGCUCCCCUGUCCACAGGGUACAACUGCAGCCUGGCGGGACUACUGCCCAGGGUAGCCAGGCCCCUGCAGACCUGGAAAGGGACCUGGGUCCAGAGGAUGGGACUUCUAAUUCAGCCUGGAAGCAGGAAGACAGUCAGGUGUGGGUGCCGCCACUAGACCUUGGGGACACAACUGCCCGCAGCAGCAGUCACCAGGCUGAGCCCAAACCCAAUGGGCAGCUGGCCACCACCUCCUGCCACGCUCUGCCCCCAGCUGUUCUACCCCCAGCUGCUCUACACUGUGGCAUGAGAGAGGUGGGGAUGGGUGGCUGCUGCCAUGCGCUACCUGCCACAGGGAUCCUGGCCUUUCCCAAACUGGUGGCAUCAGUGAGCGAGUCUGGGUUGCAGGCUCAGCAUGGGGUGAGGUUCCACUGCAGGUUGCCUGGGGGCCUGCCUGGGCACUCCCACUGCUGUGCCCACCCUUGGGGUCCCACGGGCUUAGCCUCAGAACCUGGAUCUAGGACCAAAGAUGUAUGGACCAUGACCUCAGCCAGCGACCUGGCCCCUGCAGUGGCAUCCCCUCUGUCAGCCCAGGAUGCUGGUGUACAGGCAGCCCCAGCGGCAGCUUGCAAGGCUGUGGCCACUAGCCCAUCCCUGGAAGCGCCUGUGGCCCUGCACCUGUUCCCAGAGGUAACUCUGGAGUCCGGCCUGGAGGAGGCACCGUCCCCUGUUCGGGAUGUGCGAUGGGAUGCUGAAGGCAUGACAUGGGAGGUGUAUGGAGCUGCAGUGGAUCCAGAGGUGCUUGGUGUGGCCAUCCAGAAGCACCUGGAGAUGCAGUUUGAGCAGCUGCAGCGGGCGCCCGCCAGUGAGGACAGCCUGUCUGCAGAGGGCCGGAGGGGGCCACUGCGGGCCGUCAUGCAGUCCCUGCGGCGCCCCAGCUGCUGUGGCUGCUCCGGGGCAGUGCCUGAGUGA